UUUACAAAAUUACAUCUAUUGUAAAGUGCUUGCUUGCUUCUUCGAAGUUCAAACUCAGAACCAAAGCUCAAACCUCUGAGAGAGAGAGAGAGAGAGUGUGGGACUAAUAAUAUUAUCAUGGCAACGCCACCGGUGGCGGGUGGUCCGGCAAUGAACCCGGAGGGUCCAACGGCGGUGGCUCCUACUCCGGGAACAGACAUGACUGGGAUAUGCUUCAAGGACCAGUUAUGGCUCAACACUUACCCUUUGGACCGAAACUUGGUGUUCGAUUACUUUGCUCUCUCACCAUUCUACGACUGGACUUGCAACAAUGAGCAACUCCGCAUGCGCUCCAUUCAUCCACUCGACCUCUCUCACCUCUCAAAAAUGACAGGCACAGAAUACAUGCUAUAUGAAGUUUUGGAGCCCCAUUUAUUUGUUAUCCGCAAGCAAAAGAGGGAUGGUCCUGAGAAAGUUACACCAAUGCUGACUUACUAUAUUUUGGAUGGUUCAAUUUACCAAGCACCGCAGCUUUGCAAUGUUUUUGCUGCUCGAAUUAGCCGGUCUCUUUAUCAUAUAUCCAAAGCUUUUACGAUUGCUGCUUCAAAAUUGGAGAAGAUUGGAUAUGUUGAUGCUGAUGAGGGUGCAGCCGUGGAAUCAAAGGUUGCUAAAGAGACAAUUGAUUUUAAGGAAGUUAAGCGAGUAGAUCAUAUUCUUGCAUCCUUGCAACGAAAGCUACCACCAGCUCCUCCACCACCACCAUUUCCAGAAGGCUAUGUUCCUCCUGCCAGUGCAGACACAGAGAAAGCACCCGAAGUGCAGCAAUCCGGAGAAGUACAACCUCCUCCAGUUGAUCCCAUUAUUGAUCAAGGUCCAGCUAAAAGAAUGAAAAUUUGAAGAACAUCCGUUUCCCUAACUUAAAUGUCAACUAACACUCUUAACAACAUUUUCUUUGUAUGUUUAUUAAUCUUUUACACCUUAAUACUGAAAGAUCCCUCUAUGAUAUUUAGUUAUUUACUUUCAUAAAAUGUGUAAAUCAUUCUAAUCAGGUUUGUCCAAUGUAGUCGUUUGACAUGAACAUGAAUGUUAAUUAACAUAUCUCCAUUUGAA
This is a messenger RNA of Quercus lobata, 1089 nucleotides long. It is a transcript of the gene MED6, whose product is annotated as RNA polymerase transcriptional regulation mediator-like protein. The record is from RefSeq and is a predicted model, not a curated record. Gene Ontology annotation, biological process: regulation of transcription by RNA polymerase II. NCBI's taxonomy places the organism in Eukaryota, Viridiplantae, Streptophyta, Magnoliopsida, Fagales, Fagaceae. Bases 118 to 876 code for a protein of 252 amino acids. Gene Ontology annotation, molecular function: transcription coregulator activity. Gene Ontology annotation, cellular component: mediator complex. The transcript has 5 exons.